CUCUAGAUGCCGACAAAGAGCACACAAUCAAGUAGAAGGACUAGUUAAAAUAGAGUGCAAACAACAUAAAUAUAAAUACAGCUGUAAAUUUUACAGACGAAAACAGUCAUCCAGGAGGAGCUCUUCUCGACGGCGCUGUUCUUCUGGCUCUGAUUUCUUUGACAACAGAGUAAAAAUUAGUGCAAAACUUGCACUUCAAAGGGUUUUUUGUGAUUUCGUCUCCUGCGAUUUAGCUUGGUUAGGGUUUUGAAAAACUCAGCAGAGGUUAUUUGGGGGUUUUGGGAAGAUGGAUACGCUGGACGCAGACAUAGAAAGGAUUCAGGAGGAAAGACGGAAAAAAGAACAGGAAAUGGCAGCGCUGUCCGCCGUUACAUUUGACAAAGAUUUGUACGGGGGAAACAACAGAUUUGAGGGUUAUGAGCGUUCCAUUCCCGUGAAUAAUGAGGAUGAAGAGGAAGGGGACGCGGCAGAGAGAGAGAUUGCGAGGAAAUUGGCGUCUUACACGGCCCCCAAGUCUCUGCUAAAGGAUUUGCCACAGACUGGGGAGGAUGACGAUCUAGGGUUUAAGAAGCCGCAGAGGAUUAUUGAUAGAGAGGAUGAUUAUAGAAAACGGAGGCUCAACAGAAUUAUAUCGCCCGACAGAAAUGAUGCCUUUGCCAUGGGGGAUAAAACCCCGGACACUGCAGUUCGAACCUAUGCGGAUGUUAUGCGCGAGGAGGCACUGAAGAGGGAGAAAGAGGAAACGUUGAGGCUGAUUGCGAAGAAGCAUCAGGAGGAGAAGGAGAAGGGGAAGGAGGCCGGGGCCACUCAGCAGGAUGUGUCGCAGGCAUCUCAGAAAAGGAGGAAUAGGUGGGAUCAGGCUCAGGAACAGGAGAAUGCUGCCAAAAAGGCAAAAGUUUCUUUGGCUUCUUCGGAUUGGGACGCCCCUGAUGCCACCCCCGGGAUUAGUAGAUGGGAUGCCACACCGACUCCAGGGAGGGCAAAUGUUGAUGCCACGCCUGCAAUUAACAGGCGGAAUAGAUGGGACGAAACACCUACUCCUGGGAGGCUUGCCGAUGCGGAUGCAACUCCUGUUGGAGGCGUCACACCUGGUGCUACUCCGGCAGGGAUGACUUGGGAUGCAACUCCAAAGCUUUCUGGAUUGGCCACUCCUACACCCAAGAAGCAGAGGUCAAGGUGGGACGAGACACCGGCAACAAUGGGCAGUGCCACACCAAUGGCCGGUGCAACGCCUUCAUCCUUUACGCCAGGUGUUACUCCCAUGGGUGGGAUUGAUCUGCCUACACCCACUCCUACGGCUAUCAAUUUGAGGGGUGCCAUUACUCCUGAGCAGUAUAAUUUGCUGAGGUGGGAGAAGGAUAUCGAAGAGAGAAAUAGGCCUCUGACAGAUGAGGAGCUGGAUGCUAUGUUUCCACUGGAGGGGUAUAAGAUCUUGGAUCCUCCAGCUUCUUACGUGCCCAUCAGGACUCCAGCUAGGAAGCUCCUUGCGACACCCACUCCACUCAUGGGUACACCACUUUACAGUAUUCCCGAGGAGAAUAGAGGCCAGCAGUUUGAUGUCCCCAAAGAGGUUCCUGGUGGCUUGCCUUUCAUGAAACCUGAAGAUUAUCAGUACUUUGGUGUGCUAUUGAAUGAGGAAGAUGAGGAGGAGCUUUCUCCAGAGGAUCAGAAAGAGCGUAAGAUAAUGAAGCUGUUGCUGAAGGUAAAAAAUGGUACGCCACCACAGAGAAAAACAGCAUUGAGGCAGCUUACUGAUAAAGCAAGGGAGUUUGGUGCUGGACCUCUUUUUAAUCAGAUUUUGCCUUUGCUCAUGUCCCCAACGCUGGAAGAUCAAGAGAGGCAUCUCCUAGUGAAGGUUAUUGAUCGAGUUCUUUACAAGUUAGACGAACUGGUUAGGCCAUUUGUACAUAAGAUUCUUGUGGUUAUUGAGCCACUUCUUAUAGAUGAAGAUUACUAUGCCCGUGUGGAAGGGAGAGAAAUUAUCUCAAAUUUGAGCAAAGCUGCAGGACUGGCCACUAUGAUUGCUGCCAUGAGACCUGAUAUUGAUAAUAUUGAUGAAUAUGUUCGAAACACAACUGCAAGGGCUUUUAGUGUUGUUGCUUCUGCUUUAGGAAUUCCAGCUCUCCUGCCUUUUUUGAAGGCAGUGUGUCAAAGCAAGAAGUCAUGGCAAGCUCGACAUACCGGUAUAAAGAUUGUUCAACAAAUAGCUAUUCUUAUGGGUUGUGCUGUUCUCCCACAUUUGAGGUCACUAGUUGAAAUCAUAGAGCACGGUCUUAAUGAUGAGAAUCAAAAAGUGAGAACUAUCACUGCAUUGUCCCUUGUUGCCCUUGCAGAGGCGGCAGCACCUUAUGGUAUUGAAAGUUUUGAUUCUGUUCUUAAACCUCUGUGGAAGGGAAUCCGCUCCCAUAGAGGUAAGGUUCUUGCAGCCUUCUUGAAGGCAAUUGGGUUUAUCAUACCUUUAAUGGAUGCUAUGUAUGCAAGUUACUAUACAAAGGAAGUGAUGGGCAUCUUGAUCCGUGAGUUCCAGUCUCCUGAUGAAGAAAUGAAGAAGAUUGUUCUGAAAGUUGUUAAACAAUGUGUCAGUACAGAGGGUGUUGAAGCAGAUUAUAUCAGAGCAGAAAUUCUUCCUGAAUUUUUCCGUAAUUUCUGGGUUCGUAGAAUGGCUCUGGAUCGAAGGAACUACAGACAACUGGUAGAUACAACUGUUGAGAUAGCUAACAAGGUAGGAGUUGCAGACAUUGUGGGAAGAACUGUUGAAGACCUUAAAGAUGAAAGUGAACCUUACCGUCGGAUGGUAAUGGAGACAAUUGAAAAAGUAGUUGCCAACUUGGGUGCUUCAGAUAUUGAUGCUCGCUUGGAGGAAUUGCUGAUUGAUGGUAUACUUUAUGCUUUCCAAGAGCAGACCAGCGAUGAUGCAAAUGUGAUGUUGAAUGGUUUUGGUGCUGUAGUGAACGCGCUAGGUCAGAGGGUUAAACCAUACUUGCCUCAAAUUUGUGGUACCAUCAAGUGGAGACUCAAUAACAAGAGUGCAAAGGUCCGACAGCAAGCUGCAGAUCUUAUUUCCCGAAUUGCUGUUAUAAUGAAGCAGUGUCAAGAAGAGCAGCUCAUGGGUCACUUGGGUGUUGUGCUUUAUGAAUACUUGGGAGAAGAAUAUCCAGAAGUUUUAGGAUCCAUUCUAGGGGCAUUGAAGGCUAUAGUAAAUGUUAUUGGUAUGACCAAGAUGACUCCUCCAAUUAAAGAUUUGUUACCCCGUUUAACUCCAAUUUUGAAAAAUAGACACGAAAAGGUCCAGGAGAAUUGUAUAGAUCUCGUUGGAAGAAUUGCUGACAGGGGAGCAGAGUUUGUACCUGCUCGAGAAUGGAUGAGAAUUUGCUUUGAACUGUUGGAGAUGUUGAAAGCCCAUAAGAAGGGGAUUCGAAGGGCAACCGUGAAUACAUUUGGAUACAUUGCAAAGGCAAUUGGACCACAGGAUGUGCUUGCCACUUUGUUGAAUAAUUUAAAGGUUCAAGAACGCCAGAAUCGUGUCUGUACGACAGUAGCUAUUGCUAUAGUGGCAGAGACUUGUUCUCCAUUCACUGUUCUGCCAGCACUCAUGAAUGAAUAUCGGGUGCCAGAGUUGAAUGUUCAAAAUGGUGUGCUUAAGUCACUUUCAUUUCUUUUUGAAUAUAUAGGGGAGAUGGGAAAGGAUUACAUAUAUGCUGUGACACCAUUACUUGAAGAUGCACUUAUGGAUCGAGAUCUCGUGCAUAGGCAAACAGCAGCUUCGGCAGUGAAACACAUGGCUUUGGGUGUUGCAGGACUUGGCUGUGAGGAUGCUUUGCUACACUUGCUAAAUUAUGUAUGGCCAAAUAUAUUUGAGACAUCACCUCAUGUCAUAAAUGCUGUCAUGGAAGCAAUUGAAGGGAUGCGGGUUGCUUUAGGAGCAGCAGGUGUUCUCAAUUACUGCCUCCAAGGUUUAUUUCACCCAGCAAGAAAAGUUCGUGAGGUCUACUGGAAGAUUUAUAACUCACUUUACAUUGGAGCUCAAGAUGGACUUGUGGCUGCUUACCCCACUCUAGAAGACGAGUUUAAUAAUGUAUACAGUCGUCCAGAGUUAAUUAUGUUUGUUUAGAUUAGACAGAGAAAAGAAAUGCUUCUCUGAGAGAUUUCUACUGUUACUGUACACUUAUUUGAAUAAAUCCCAUGGCAUAUUGCUUUAUUGUAUGUAUUUUAUAAACCUUCUGAUUAUACUUGUUAACUGCAUAAGCAACUUCCAAUGCCUGUAAAUAUUUGGAGCUCUGA
Molecule: messenger RNA, 4281 nt
Organism: Cryptomeria japonica (Japanese cedar)
Lineage: Eukaryota; Viridiplantae; Streptophyta; Pinopsida; Cupressales; Cupressaceae
Exons: 3
Coding region: 287-4111 (1274 amino acids)
Biological process (GO): spliceosomal complex assembly
Cellular component (GO): U2-type prespliceosome; U12-type spliceosomal complex; catalytic step 2 spliceosome
Molecular function (GO): mRNA binding
Source: RefSeq, a predicted model, not a curated record